This is a messenger RNA of Phragmites australis (common reed), 3120 nucleotides long. RefSeq names its product pentatricopeptide repeat-containing protein At5g52850, chloroplastic-like. Lineage: Eukaryota; Viridiplantae; Streptophyta; Magnoliopsida; Poales; Poaceae. Gene Ontology annotation, biological process: RNA modification. The coding region runs from base 487 to 2628 and encodes 713 amino acids. The transcript is spliced from 2 exons. The record is from RefSeq and is a predicted model, not a curated record. Gene Ontology annotation, molecular function: protein binding; RNA binding.
ACUGGGCUUCGGCGCGUGAAGAGAUGAGCCGGGCCGGUGAGAAAACGGGCGUAAGAGUGGAGGAAGACGAUGAUCAAUCGGAGGAGAAGGAAGCGUGGCAAGCACCCCUCACAAGAUACUGCCCUGUUGAUUUAUCAUUCAGCUCAAAUCUGUUUUGUCGUCCCAAGCUGGCUCGCACAAGGACUCUUUCUUCUUCUUCUUGGUGCUGUGGAAUAAGAGUGCGCCUGUAACAGAGAUGAGAUGAGAUGUUGUCUGCAACUGUACUGCAUCGUCGAGACAGGCACAUUGUUGAAUUCAAACAUAUUCUGGAUUAAUACUGCUGCUGCUCAAUCAUCAUUAUCCCUGUGUUGAUCAAUCUAGCAGACUUGUGUUGGUUUUAAUUUGCUGAUGAGAUGUUGAGCGAUAAUUUUAGAUGUGCACAGUACCACCACUAGAAAGCAGCAGCUUGAGCCAUCACUGAGCGGCGGGAGAGAGAGAGAGAGAGAGAUGCCAGCAUUGCCGCGCCACCUCCCACGAGCUCGCUGCCCAGGCCCAGGCCGCGCCGCCUCCUCCUGGGCCGCCGCCGUCGCUGACCACGCGCGCUCCGGCCGCCACGCCGCCGCGCUCACCGUCUUCCGCCGCGUUCUCCGAGCCCACCCCGCCGUCGCCACCUCCGAUCAGCUCGCCUACGCCGCCCUGCUCCGCUGCCGCGACCACCGCCUCGCCCACCAGAUACACGCGCAGGUAUGCCGUCGUGGUCUGGCCGCCUCCAACCCCAUCCUCGCAUGCUCCCUCCUCGCCUUCUACUCCGAGGACCCAGACAAGGCCACCAUGAUGUUCGACGAAAUGCCGAACCCAGACGCGAUCUGCUACACCGCCAUGAUGUCCGCCCUCCUCCGCGCCGGGGACUGGCCACGGGCGCUCGCGCUCUACCCGCGCAUGCUCCGAGCCGCCGCCACUCCGCCCACCCAGCACACCUUCUCCAAGCUGCUCGCCCUCUGCGCCUCCAUGCGCCUGCGCCGCCAUGGCACCCAGCUCCACGCGCAGCUCCUCCGCUGGGGCUGCGGAGCCCACCUCAACCUGGUCCUCAAGACCGCGCUCGUCCACAUGUACGCCAGCUGCGGCGCCAUGGCCUCCGCGCGCGCCGUGCUCCAGUCCACGCCCGAAACCGACGUCGUGCUCUGGACGGCCAUCAUCGCCGCCUACUCGCGGGGUGGCCAGCUCCAGGCUGCUCUUGGGGCGUUUCGUGACAUGGAACGUGCCGCGGUGCCGCCCAACGCCUUCACCUACGCAGCGCUCAUCGCUGCCUGCUCCUCCGCCCACGCGCUGCACAUCGGGCGGCAGCUCCAUGCCCGCUUGUUCAAGUCUCGGCUGGAGCACGACACGUCCGCGUGUAAUGCGCUCCUGGACUUGUACAGCAAGGGAGCCUCCGCCCGUUUGCUCGACUUGCUGCACGCUUUCCGCGCAGUCGACACGCCCAACGUGGUGUCCUGGACUGCCUUCAUUGCUGGACUUGCACGCCAUGGCAGGGACCAAGAUGCGUUUUCGGCUUAUGCUCGCAUGCGGGCUAGUGGGGUGCAGCCCAACUCCUUCACCCUGUCCACUCUUCUCAAAGGCUGCACCUCCGCACAAGCUUUCCUACACGCUGCGAAGAUCCAUGCCUAUGUGCUUAAGACCAGCUUUGAGUCACUGGAUGCAGCUGUCGGGAACUCGUUGGUCGAUGUGUAUGCAAGGUUUGCAAGAAUGGAUGACGCAUGGGCGGUGGCUACCACGAUGCCCUUCAUAAGGGAUAGAUUCACAUACACAAGCCUAGCCAAGGGGCUGAAUCAGAUGGGGCUUCAGCACAGGGCCCUCGAGAUGUUAGUGCACAUGCUCCACGAGGAGAUUGAUAUCGACGGCUUCAGCCUCGCUUGCUUCCUUUCUGCUGCUGCGACCAUGGCCUCCAUGGAGCACGGGAAGCAGCUGCACUGCUGCUCCGUGAAAUUGGGAUUGAGCGGUCAGGUAUCUGUCUCCAACAGCCUUAUCGACAUGUACAGCCGAUGCAAGUGUCUGGAGGAUGCCAAUAGUGCUUUCCGGUCAAUCAGGGAGCCCAAUGUUGUGUCGUGGAAUGUUCUAAUAUCCGGUCUGGUAUUCAAUGAGCGUUACACUGAAGCGCUGUCAGCUUUUGAAGACAUGAUACUGGCUGGAACUCAGCCUGACGGAAUCACUUUCUCAGUUGUGCUUUCCGCCUGCAGCCAUGGUGGUUUAGUUGAUAUUGGCAUCAAACAUUUCAACUCUAUGAGGAAUCUGUUUGGUGUUUUCCCACAAAGGAGCCACUACACAUGCUUUCUGGAUAUGUUAGGACGAGCAGGUCGUCUUACAGAGGCGGCACACACCAUUGAGGCGAUGCCCGUCCAACCAGACUUGUCAAUGUACAGGACCCUGCUGGCAUUUUGCAAGCUCCACAACGAUCCAGUGGUUGGCGAAAAUAUUGCAAGGAAGGCACUGGAAUUGGAUCCAUCAGACGCGGUGUUACAGAAUAUGCUUCCAGGCAUCUUUGGUGCUCCUGGAGACAAGAUCGUGAUGGACAGACAGGUCCACGGGGUGAAGAGGGGGAUGCAGGUGUCCAAGCUAAAUACUAAUAACUAUGAGCUACCAUUCAAUUUCUGAAAAUUUGUUCUUUGUGUUCUUGUUACAUGUUCCCAAGAGCAGACGCGAGUAUUAUUUCUGGGGCAUUUUCUUCCAAAAAGUUCUCCCCAUUAAGCUUGGGAUGAUAAGAAGAUUAAUUAGAGCCUGCUUAUUUUUUCUGGAGACAUUCCCCCCCCCCCCCUUCAAGAGUUUAUGGAGUCAAUGCAGAGUACAUUUGAAAUAGUUAAGUUCCACCUAUGUGAUACAUUCUAUGAAAUAGUUAAGUUCCACCCAUUUGAAGCCACAAUCUUCUGGAGUCAAUGCAGACUAUGGCAUCGACCACCUUCAUUUUCUCAGUUAAAGGAAUUAACCAUCCCUCUCAUACAACACUACCUAUUUGAGUUCUGGAGCAUGGAUAUGAUAACCAUCAGGAAACAGUAUAGCAUCAUGCGAAAAAUUCUGGGCCAUCCAGACUCCAUAGUACAGCUGGUUGUCAUGCACCCGUUGACGCUCCCCUUGUUCCUGAUGUUACUG